UGUCCAUCUAAGGAUUGGGAGUAAUCAAAAUUCUCUUUUUCUUCUUCGUUUAUUUAUUAUAAAUACAAGUCAUACAUAUAUCGACACUAAACGACGUAGCCACAUAAUUCUCUGUUCUUUUUCUUAUCAAUGAUCAUCUGGAAGAGUUAUUGAAACUGCGAUUUUAAUACUGAGCAAUGUGCUUGAAAAUAUGGGUAAAAGAACUUCUUUGCGUUUGGGUCCUUUCUCUUUGUUUAGUUUGGGUUCUAAAUGGUGUUGGAGUUCAUGCAUCUUCACCUACAGACGAGUUGCAACCUUACAGGAGUGGUUUCCAUUUCCAGCCUCCCAAAAACUGGAUCAACGAUCCUAAUGGUCCAAUGUACUUCAAUGGAGUUUAUCAUCUGUUCUACCAAUACAAUCCUUAUGGUCCACUAUGGGGAAAUAUAUCAUGGGGUCAUUCCAUUUCAUAUGAUCUUGUGAACUGGUUUCUUCUUGAACCCGCUCUAACUCCAAAAGAACCAUAUGACAUUAAUGGCUGUUUAUCGGGUUCAACCACUAUCCUACCUGGGCCUCAGCCCAUAAUUCUAUACACCGGACAAGACCUAAACAAUAGUCAGGUUCAGAACCUGGCCUUCCCCAAAAACCUCUCUGACCCUCUUUUAAAAGACUGGAUAAAAUGGUCGGGUAACCCUUUUCUAACCCCAAUUGAUGACAUUAAACCCGGACAAUUUCGAGAUCCAUCAACGGCUUGGAUCGGCCCAGAUGGAAAAUGGAGGAUUGUGAUCGGAAGUGAGAUCAAUGGGCAUGGAACCGCAUUAUUGUACCAUAGUAGAAAUGGUACAAGCUGGACUCGAUCCAAAAAUCCUUUAUAUUUUUCUAGUAAAACGGGUAUGUGGGAAUGUCCCGACUUUUAUCCUGUUAGUAGUGGUGACAAAAAAGGUCUUGACACAUCUUUUGAAGGGAAUAACACAAUUCAUGUUCUCAAAGCAAGCUUCAAUAACCGAGAGUAUUAUGUAAUUGGGAAUUAUGAUCCGAUAAAAGAUCAGUUUUUUGUCAUUGGUAACGACUUCAUGGUUAGUAACACGCAGUUUCAGUAUGAUUAUGGAAGGUUUUAUGCUUCGAAAUCAUUUUAUGAUGGUGCGAAUCAGAGAAGGGUGUUAUGGGGAUGGGUUAAUGAAGGUGAUAGUCAAUCAGAUGAUGUCAAGAAAGGGUGGUCUGGCCUUCAGUCAUUUCCUAGGAGCAUUUGGCUUAGCAAUAAUCGGAAACAGUUGGUACAGUGGCCAGUGGAUGAAAUACAGAAACUACGUACAAAACGAUUUAAUAUCACAAACAGAGAACUUCCGGGUAGCGUGCUACUCAAAAUACCAAGCAUCACUGCAUCACAGGCUGAUGUUGAAGUAUCUUUUAGUUUGACGAAUUUGAGCGAAAUUGAACUGAUAGAUUCGGAAGCUAUCGAUCCCCAACUUCUUUGUUCACAAAAGAAUGCGUCUAUCAGUGGGAGGUUUGGCCCAUUCGGCUUGCUAAUUUUGGCUUCAAAGAACUUGACUGAACAAACUGCCGUUUUUUUUCGAGUUUUUAAAGGUCCUAACAAGUUCCUUGUACUAAUGUGCAGUGAUCAAAGCAGGUCUUCAAUUGCACAGGAAGUAGACAAAAGCAUCUAUGGAGCUUUCCUUGAUUUGGACCCCCUCCAUGAGAAGAUCCGACUAAGAAGUUUGAUAGACCAUUCGAUUGUUGAGAGCUUUGGUGGAAAAGGACUUUCUUGUAUCACUGCUAGAGUUUAUCCGAAGCUAGCUAUUAACGAACAAGCUGAGCUCUAUGUAUUUAACAAUGGCACGCAAAGUGUGACUAUCUCGACUUUAAAUGCGUGGAGCAUGAAAGAGGCUCAGAUAGUUCCUAUAGGCUAAUAAACAUGUUAUUUUCAAGUAUUUAUAACAUAUUUUGACACUUGUAAUACGUUCUUCAAUAAAAUCCGUUCAUAUA
Messenger RNA from Lactuca sativa (garden lettuce), 1959 nucleotides. Its product is annotated as beta-fructofuranosidase, insoluble isoenzyme CWINV1. Gene Ontology annotation, biological process: carbohydrate metabolic process. The record is from RefSeq and is a predicted model, not a curated record. Gene Ontology annotation, molecular function: hydrolase activity, hydrolyzing O-glycosyl compounds. Lineage: Eukaryota; Viridiplantae; Streptophyta; Magnoliopsida; Asterales; Asteraceae.